AUGAACAACUUCUAUCAGUUCAAUUCCCCCGACGGCAUAGCUCUCAACCAACAACAGGGCAACAUGAUGAUGACCCAGCAGCAACAGCAGCAGCAGCCUUGCGAUCUCAUGCCACCUCCCAUGAAACGCCCAAGUCAGAGGAACGACUUUCCCGCGACCACCAUGCCCAAGGCAUCCUUGCCGGCUCGGAUAGUGAGCCGCAGUGAAAGGCAAACAUCGAUUGGCAGCUUUGGAAGCUUGCCAGAUUUUGGAUUGACCGACGAUGGUGUGUUCCCCGCGGAUGACACACCAUUGUCCUUAAAGGACAACUCCUCUUCUUGCUCCAAGAAGUCAGGCACUGAAGAAACCCUCGUGCUCGAGCCCAACCAGAUCUUUGAUGCUCCAACCCACGGUCACAGCAACUGCAGCAGCCACAACAACAACAACAGAGCUGUCAGCAACGGCUCAUUGGAUGGCGGCGCACACAGCAGUUCACACGACCACCAAGAGGAGGACCGAAGAACACUGCUGCACCGGGCUUGCAUGAAGUACCCGCGUAAAAAGGCUGUCAUCCAGGCAGUCUUGCAAAAGGAUCCCUCCGCGGUCCUCCGAAGAGCGUUUGUUCCCGGGUGUUGCCACAAGAGCAAGACUGACACCAACAGUAAUAGUAAAGGACAUCUCCCCAAGGACUGUUAUCAGCUACCCAUCAACAUUGCUCUGUCCCACAAGGCCAGCCUGGAGGUGCUCGACCUCCUCGUCAAGACGGAUCCAUCCCAACUGACGGCCAAGGAUGGCAUCCACGGAGCCAAUGCUCUGUGCUUGGCGCUGGAAAAACGACCCAACGAUGUGGCUGUACUGGGCAUGUUUUUGGUCACCAACCCCGACUUGGUGCGUCAACCGUGCGAUAACUAUCAGAACACACCGCUGCAUGUGGCCUGCCAACGAGGCUCUUCCGUGCCCAUUGUCCGGCAACUGUUCAAACUGCAUCCCGCUUCCUUGCUGCAACGCAACGAAAGUGGCAAGACACCCAUGGAUAUCUUGCAACAGCAAGCACAAUACAGCAAGACUGCCAAGGCCAGUCUCGAUUACUUGCAACAAAAACUACAGGGGCAAACUGGAGGAAACUAA
Molecule: messenger RNA, 1107 nt
Organism: Seminavis robusta
Lineage: Eukaryota; Bacillariophyta; Bacillariophyceae; Naviculales; Naviculaceae
Source: the annotation of a GenBank genome assembly